AUGGCAGAAAUCCGGCGCAAGCUCGUGAUCGUCGGUGACGGCGCCUGCGGAAAGACCUGUCUCCUCAUCGUGUUCUCCAAGGGCACCUUCCCGGAGGUCUACGUCCCCACCGUCUUUGAGAACUACGUUGCCGACGUCGAGGUUGAUGGCAAACACGUCGAACUGGCACUAUGGGAUACCGCUGGACAAGAAGACUACGACCGUCUCAGGCCGUUGUCAUACCCUGACUCCCAUGUAAUCCUCAUCUGCUUCGCCAUAGACUCGCCCGAUUCGCUGGACAACGUUCAGGAGAAGUGGAUCUCCGAAGUCCUACAUUUCUGCCAGGGUCUCCCCAUCAUACUCGUUGGCUGCAAGAAGGAUUUGCGAUACGAUCAGAAGACCAUCGAGGAGCUUCACAAGACAUCGCAGAAGCCGGUCACGCCUGAGCAGGCCGACGCAGUUGCAAAGAAGAUCGGUGCCGUGAAGUACCUCGAGUGCUCCGCAAAAACCAACGAAGGUGUCCGCGAGGUCUUCGAACAUGCCACACGCGCUGCGCUCACUACUCGGACCAUCAAGAAGAAGAAGUGCUUGAUCUUGUAG
This is a messenger RNA of Coniosporium apollinis CBS 100218, 579 nucleotides long. Its product is annotated as GTP-binding protein rhoA. The record is from RefSeq and is a predicted model, not a curated record. Gene Ontology annotation, molecular function: GTPase activity; GTP binding. Gene Ontology annotation, biological process: small GTPase-mediated signal transduction. The transcript has 5 exons. Lineage: Eukaryota; Fungi; Ascomycota; Dothideomycetes. Bases 1 to 579 code for a protein of 192 amino acids.